Molecule: messenger RNA, 7531 nt
Organism: Eriocheir sinensis (Chinese mitten crab)
Lineage: Eukaryota; Metazoa; Arthropoda; Malacostraca; Decapoda; Varunidae
Product: SH3 domain-binding protein 5-like
Exons: 7
Coding region: 144-1730 (528 amino acids)
Biological process (GO): negative regulation of protein tyrosine kinase activity; intracellular signal transduction
Cellular component (GO): cytoplasm
Molecular function (GO): protein kinase inhibitor activity
Source: RefSeq, a predicted model, not a curated record
AUCAUGGUGUAGGGGUAGGCAGGCACUUGUUAUCAGGACCUGCGCCCGCCGUAGUGUUUGCCUCGCGCGUCUAUUCCCCGCGAUAGUGUCUGGCAGGGAGAUAAUCGCUGGGCCAGGGAGCACCAUGCCAGCCUGAGGACACCAUGGCGGCUGUGCAGGAGGAGCAGCUCGACCCCAGGAUACAGGUUGAGCUGGAGAAGCUGAACACUGCCACAGAUGACAUCAAUAAACUGGAAUCUAAAUUGGAGGAAACUAACAAUGUCUUCAGCUCAACCUUUGCUGAGUCAACGGCCCGCCUCAAGACCAUGGGGAAGAAGCUGGGCAACUGCAUCGAGAAGGCCCGCCCCUACUACGAGGCCCUGGAGCUGGCGCGGACAUCUCAGCUAGAGUGUCAGCGAGCGGCGGUGCAGUACCAGAGGGCCAAUGCUCUACAUCAAGCAGCCAAAGAGACCAUAGCUCUGGCUGAAGAGCGAUUUGUCAACAGUCGCAGUGAGAACUGGCAGUUUGAUUCAGCAUGGCAAGAGAUGUUAAACCAUGCAACCAUGAAGGUAAUGGAGGCAGAGGCCCAGAAAGCCGCCAGCGAGCGGGAACACAUGCGGCGUGCAGCCGUCUUCCAGCAGGAGGAGCAGCGGGUGCAGCAGCUCCAACGUGGCCUUAAGUCCUCAAUCAAUAAGUCACUGGGAUAUUUUGAGGAGAAGCUUAGGGUGGAGGCACAGCUGGAGGGCCAGAAGGAACGCGUGCAGCAGCUCCAGACAGCCAUUGCUGCGGCCAAGGCGACGUACGCCCAGUCUCUGCGCCGGCUAGAACAGAUCUCUGAACAGAUCCACGAGCAGCGGCGGUGCCAGAUGCCGAGGGAGCCGGGGGUGGGGGCGGAGCUCACCUCCCCGCCGCCAGGAGAGGACCACCAGUACAACAAAAAUGACAAACAUUUCUUGCCGCCGGCAGAUCUGAGCCAGGAUGAAAAAUACUGGGAAUCCUUACGAGAGAAGCUGGAGAAGCUGAAUGAAAAUGGUGACAAGUGCCUGGCAUCAGACACACUGGAGGCGGCCAGCCCUGAGUCUGCCGAGGGGCGGGAGAGGAGCUUGACAGGCAGCAGUGACCCUCUCAGCUGUAGUGGUGAGAGAGUUGUGAGUGGGCAGAGCAGCAGCCAGGAGUCAGAGAGUGAUGGAGGGAGUUCCUCUGAAGGGGCGUCACAGUCACCUAGUGAUGUGGCAGCAGAGGGGGCAGUGACAUCCAGUUUGAAGGCUGCUGAGUCUGAUGAUGGAAAUGUAGAUGAGAAGGUUACAAAGGGACGAAGAACCCCGCCUGGAAGCUGUGUGGAAGUUGUAAAUGUAGAUGAAAUUGAGGGUUCCAGAGGUACAACACCCACUGAGCUUUCUGUUGGUAGUGCAGUAGAAGAGAGUUGUCAGGGUAAAGCAAGCUGUAAAACAAGUGUUAUGUUGUCAAAGCCAUUCCAUGAUGCCAUGCCUGAAAAAGAUUGUACAGCCCAACUGGUUAGUGGUAAAGAGAUGACCAUGACAAAAGAUUGUGAAAUAGGUACAAAUGAGUUGGAAAUCAUUGAACUUGAUGAAGAAGUUGAAGAUGUAUUUGAGGGAAAUCUUGGUGAUGGAAAUGCUGUCGAGAAAGAGAAAGGAGACGGAUCCUCCUCUCCUCCGCCCGCUCCCUGUCAGCCCAGCAAGAACCUGACUGUGAUUGUUGAGGAGCUUGAGCAUUGUGCUCUGCCAGAAUAGUUGGCCAGAUAAUUUUUUUACCUCAGCUGGGGUUUAAGUGAUAAGAAAAAUGCAGUGAGUUUUAUUGACAUAUUUCAAUUUUUUCAGUCAAAUUAAAAAUUCUAUAUAUCAUGUAGAAAGUUGGAUCAAAGAUGUCUACCAAGUUGUGUUCAUGCCCUGCCAGCCUCCUCAGUAUGCAUAGGCCAUUCAGCUAAUCUAUGUCUAAUUUUAUAUAAUUUCUGCCUUGUCAAAGGAGCAUUAUUGUUUCAAGCAUUAAUGUCUUCAUUACUCAGUACAACUUGUAGGCUACCUUAAUGUUUUAAUGUCUCAAGCUACACAGUGAAAUGACUGCACUGUGCUUCUUCAUUUAAUUAUGCACCACAACCACACUGAGAAAUGAGUUGUGACACCUGCAGUUAGUGCCAAAUAAUUUAUUUGUUUUGUGGAAGUGAAUGUAAGUUGCCUAAAAAGUAACAGUGCCUAUUUAUUUGUAGCAUAAUGAUGCUCAGGAAGUAUACCAUGGCUUUCUACCUUUAGUCUGGUUCAUGAGAUAUUUCUAAUUUAUGUCUGUGAGGGGUUUCCUCUCCCACAACUAAGUGUUCUGCAUGUCAUGGGAUAUACUGAAGCACACAAAGGGACCCCUGGAAAGGCACACCCUUCCCAAGACCUCACUGUUCACAGUGUUAACAUUGUUUGCAAACAGUGCAACAGAGUAGAUAUGUUUACUUGGUUCUAAAAAAGUGUUUUGGAGGAGUGCUUUCAGCAUUUUUUCAGAAACACCAAAAAACAAUUUUGCAACAAUCCAAACUGCUGUGCAGCAAUGUAUCUUUGUGUGUGUGCAUGAUCCUCUAAGUAACAUGUUGUGGAAUGAGCCAAGCUUCUUAGAUUUAACAAAAGCUUGAAUUAUUUCUUGCUUGAAUUAUCUUGUUAUCAUUCAAAUUUCUUUUCUCGAGAAUGAGAAUGACUUAUGUUUAUAAUCGUGAUGGGGGUGUUCUGGGGUCCUCGUGUGUACCUAAACUGAUGCAGCAGAAAAUGUAUUGACGAGUACAAUGGUGGAGAUUCAUUACUCUUAUAAGAUGAAAAACUUGAUGAUAAGUUGUACUUUUCACCAGAGAUGCAGAAAAAUGUAUCAACAAGUACAACAGCUUAGGUUCAUUGCUCUGACAGGGUGAGCCGCUGCUAUGUGGGACAACUUGUACUCCUUACCGGUGAACCAAAGAUGACGUUGCUGCUAAUGAAAGUGUUUUGUAGGCUCAUUCAGAAGUUCCAUCAGUGGUGAAUCUUCAGGACAGUGUGAUUGUUAGACUUACAAGUUGUAUUUUAUUUGGCCAUACCUUGUUCAUUCAUUUGUGUCAGAAUUUGCCAAUAAUGAGGUUGUACAUACAAAAAACAGUGCAAUAGCGGUAAUGCAAGUAUUUAUAAGAACAAACAGUCAUGGCGCCUUUGAUGCAGUUGAUUGGAUAUGUUCUGCCACAUUAUGAUGUCCAGGUUAGGGACAGACAUGAUUAUAUCAGGUUUUGAUCAGGAAAAUAGCAGUUGACUCCAGGCCCCAUAUACAUGAAGGUUUUUAAAGGUGGCCUAUUAUUACCUAAAAACAGCAGUUGGUUCCAGGACCCGAAUACAAAAAAGGUUAUAAAGUUAAUAGUUGGCCAGUUUCCUCUCAAGACCCCUAAAAAGCAAUUCAAAAGACUACUAGUGCUCAGAUAUACCUUAGGAGCCAUUGGCAGCUACAAAGAGGUGGUGAGGAGCAUUAGCACAUUGCUAUUGCUGUUAGUGCACAGGACGGCUGGUCCUCACACACCUCAGUGCUGCUUCAGGACUUGUCGAGUCAGAAAAGACAUUUUGGCUUCGUGUAAUGGUAAUUGAUAGAUAAAACCUGAAGACGGCCAGCAUCCUGUAUGUAACUGGUAUGGAUAGAGGCUCUCCACAGGGUUGGACAUUGAGGAACAAGAUGCUUACCCACCCCCAACACCUGACACGAAAGACGGAUUUUCAUCCACGUUGAUAAUUUCUGUCAGUAUGUGUUUGUUAGUGAUUCCCUAAAAUUUAUAUGUAAUUGCAAAACUAAAAGUGUUGAUUCCAUUGGGACAAAAUCAAAGAAUGGUGUGGUAAAUGGUAAACAAAAUUAUUAAUAUAUUAUAUUCAUAAUACAAUGCUCAUUCCUCGCUACUAAAAUUUCCUUCAAUAAACUUCCCUUAAAUAUAAUGUUAAAGUGCAUACCACUUGAAGGACACAAAAUUCUUGCUCUCCUUGGUGUAAACCUUUCAAUUGUUUCUAAGUAGUAAGGCUCGCUAAAACAAAUCAGCAAAGUUUGUCCCUCAGCCAUGCCGUGUCUGAGCUCUGUACUGCCUUCAUUUUUCUUGUUGUCGGGCUUGUGCGGCUGUUCAAGUGUUUUGUCCACUGCUAGUUGACAUUUAUAUGCAUGACCACUUUGUAAUAAGUUAUAGAAUAUUCCAACUCAAGAAGUGUGUAUGGUUGUUGGCUUAUAAGAUAGCAUCUGAUCCAGUUGGCCUUGGCCAUUUUGUCUUCAGCAUAGUGUUGGCUGGACACUGGCUGUAAUCCUAGUUAUAGUCCAACCAUUUCAAAUAGUCUGUUUGGGCGUUCGAUUCCGCGGGUCCUUUCCUCUCCUCUGCUCUGCCACACAGUCCCGACACCAAUCCUUUCCUCUUGUAUGUUAGCUAUGGGUAACAUAUGAGAGGGAAAAACAGGUGUUGGGACUGUGUGGCAGAGUAGAGGGAAGGAAAGGACCCGCUGAAUCGAACGCCUAAAUGAACUAUUUAAAAUGGUUGGACUAUAGUUCUGUUGUUGUUAUCACCAAUAUGGUUGACAUUUUCCAAACAAGAAUUAAAAUUUUUAGAUUUGAGACAAAGUAUAUUGAUGGAGUAGGAUUAUUGAAAUGCCUUUUCUUUUUAUCACCAAUGUGUUAGGAAGCUGUAUGUCUCCAUAGAUUCAUUCAUGUUGUGAUCAUUAUUCACUGUAUUAGCCUAUUAGCACUGCGCACUCGCCUGCCUAGUGGAGCAGCAGCAGACAGAAGAAAUCCUAGAGACACUUCACAGUAUCAACAUUUAGCAAGCUUUGAACUUCUAUUGAGAUGAGCAGUAAUGAUAAACUUGUAUUGGAUGUUUCUCAAUGAACAGGCUUUGUAGAUUCUAAAUUGUGAAGAUAGAUUUGUUCGGAAAUGUACCAGGGUAACUCACAGGCCCUUAUGUCUGUUGUAUGACCUGGCCCACACUCAAAACUUGGCCUUGGCAUUGCUCGGGUUAAGUAAGGAGAAAAAUGGUGUUGCAUUGCCAAACUUUGUGUUGGGGAUGUACUGCAUAAUGGGUGCCCAGACUGCUUUAUGGUAAUACACAGAAAUAUAAUGCCAACGUUAUGUAAUGGACAAUACAAGUAUGUGAUAAUGUACAGAAGUGUUGAGAUUUUUCCCCGUGUAAGAGAUCACAUACUGUUUUCAUCUUGCUUCAGUGAUUAAGAAUUAGGCUUAAUUGUAGAGUGUAAUGAUAGAGGUAAUGGUAUAUAUAUUUUUGUAUAACUUAUUCAUAAAACUAAGCGAUAUUGUUUUUCAAAGUAUUACAACGGCUUGCAUUCAUUACGUAAAUACUGUAUGCUACAAAUAUAUAUUAAAGCUAUAUUUUUCAUGAGAGUGAAGCUAACAAGGCAUGUAGACAUUGGUUGGGUAUUGUGGCUCUGACAGUGGUGGGUAAUGGAUGGACAUUCCCAAACCUUGGUUACCUCUUGUCAUAGUGAGAGUCCCACCUUCCUUCACACACACACACAAACACACACACAAACACACACACACACACACACACACACACACACACACACACACACACACACACACACACACAUUUUUGAGCAAGUAUGUCCAUAGAACAAAUUGACAAUCAGAUCUGUAAUUUUUCCCCCCUGCUCUGGUGCCCGUCAGCCAGCCAAACAUGCUAUUUGUGUUCCUAGGACACUGGGCUACUAAGGUUACUGCUUGUAAUUAACACAAUGAAAAUGAUGUGCCUUACAUGCAUUGUUAUUGUUAGAAAAAUUAUAUCGAUUGUAGAUUGUUUUUUUUCAAGGAGUUUGUGCUUGUGAAGGUCAGCUCUCCUACCUAGAGGGAACACAUCUGAAUAUUUUAAACAGUGGUGAAAUAAAUGCAAUGGGGGUUAUGUUAUGAACAAGAUAUUCUAUAAAUCAUUAAUGUAGCAAUUUAGUUAUGUGACAUUACUAAGUCUAAAAAUUAUUAUGACAUCAAUAAAUGUUGUAUUGCUUAUAUUGAAGUCAACAAUGACAGAUAGAUUUGAGAUUUUGGAAAAUGCAAUGGAUUUACAUUUGGUAUUGGUGUACCCAGAUUUAGUGAGUCACAAAAAUACUAUAAGUAAAAAAAAACUUUGCAGUUAUUUUAUGCCCAGCCACACAGAAUACUACAUUUAAAAUAUUUUAGUUAUUGUUGGUGUACCACAACAUUGCAUGAAGGGAGUGUGUAGGCUACAGCUAAAUUUGAUUAAAUUAAAAAAAAUGCUUUCAAUGUAGUGCUCUCUGUAUCCCUAUAUAAAGUGACUGCACGAAGUAUGUUUUUGACCUUUGUUUAUAAUUUUGUGAGUGACAGAUUAUGAAUAUAAUGAAAAUAAUGUAAAUCCUUUCUAGCCUAUCAAAUAUAUUUGUCAUCUGACUUUGGUGUUAACAAUGCUAGAUUUAUUUGACACAAUUAUUUUUAGACUGUAUAAUUACAUGACUAAAACGUGAUACAUUAUUUAUUUGUAUAACAUUUCACUAAUUAAAUGAUCCCAUUUGCAUUUAUUCAAUGAAACUUUCAAAUGUUUGGAUGCAUUUUGUUCAGCCCAAUAGGGAGGGAGUGCAGCCUCAUUAACACACUCUCUUCAUUCAGAAAAGACUAUAUACAGCUUGAGAGAUACAAUGGUGAUAAUAGAGUAAGUUUUAUGGUUAGUUGCUGGCCAUUAUAGUUGCCAUGCAUCAGUUUGCUGCUGCUACAAGAAACUCGGUGAGCUUACAGAAAACCGGUCAUCAUUAGGAAUUGUGAAUGAGGAUGGAAAUAAUCUUGUGUAUAUAUUAUGACCAAUUAAAAAUUAAAACUUUUAAUUAUAUUUUGUGUGUUCAUUUGUGCAGUAGCUGGCAUGCAGUGAGUCUAGCAAGUAGCAACCUAUGGAGUGCGACUUGUUUUCUUUCAAAGAUUGUGAUCCUUGAGAUCAGUGAUGCCAUUCUUGUCUGAAGUGCAUCAUUUCAUUGUUUUACACUUAAGACAUUUCUAAAAUCCCAAUUCCUCAAAGUGGCACAAUUGAAUGUCAUGCCAAGCAAGUUUUUUUCCUCUGUAUUGUUUCAGGUGGCGAAGGUCCAUAUUCUCGACACUUUUGGCUCACAACAAACAUUGCCAAAGGUCACAAAGGCGAUUAACCGGGUUCUCAUGAGUGCUUUUUACAUUCACGGUACAGAAGCCUUGUCACACUGUUACUAGGCUUGUAAAACCACACAUGAAAGUAACCACAACAACCUCUACGAAUGAUUUAUUUGAGUGUAACCCAGAAAUGGCUGAGGAUAUGGGCCUAGUGCAAGGAGUGGUGCUUUGUGGUUUUUGCUCAUUCCCUCGCUCCUGCACCUUGUUUUGAAAUUUUGAAUAGGCACUCAAGAUUGUAAAGAAGUUUGUGCCACACCCACGUGCAGUUGUUAAUUAAUCUUGACAUGCCUGUUUGCAUUCCUUCGCCUCACCCCUGGUACUGGAUCAAAGCUGUGCCUUCACGGCCUCUCGCAGUUCUCGCCUGUGCCACGUGAUGGAUGUCUAGGUUGAAUUAUUAAACUUUAUCUGUUGAACUAUA